Messenger RNA from Silurus meridionalis, 3232 nucleotides. RefSeq names its product spire-type actin nucleation factor 1a (gene spire1a). The coding region runs from base 226 to 2541 and encodes 771 amino acids. The record is from RefSeq and is a predicted model, not a curated record. The transcript is spliced from 19 exons. Gene Ontology annotation, molecular function: actin binding. Lineage: Eukaryota; Metazoa; Chordata; Actinopteri; Siluriformes; Siluridae. Gene Ontology annotation, cellular component: cytoplasmic vesicle membrane; cell cortex. Gene Ontology annotation, biological process: establishment of meiotic spindle localization; polar body extrusion after meiotic divisions; Golgi vesicle transport.
GUCUCGUGGGCGCGCACACACACACACACACACACACGCACAGUCGGAUACAGAGAUAGAGAGGACUGAGCACUGGGGUUUGGACGGAGUGUGUGUGAGCAGUGUGUAUGUAUGGAGAGGAGGAAGGAUGCGCGCUGUUCUGUAAAGGACGUUUUGUGCUAUUUAUUUAAUUUAUCAUAGGAGUGUAAUAAUAAUAAUAAUCAUAAUCAUAAUCAUAGUAAUAUAAUGAUGGCGAAUGAAGCCGGAGCGGUAACGAUAAUCGCACCCGAGGUGGAUUCUGGAGAAGGAGAAGGAGAAGCAGAAGAUCUGUGUUUGGAGGAAAUUUUAACCCUUUACGCUCAGCCCAUAAAUGAAGAACAAGCCUGGGCUGUGUGUUACCAAUGCUGCAUGUUUCUCAACCAGCUGAAACGCAGGAGACGGAAUUCCAAAUCCCAAUCCCAACCCGGUUUGGAUGUAAACAGGAGGAUUGAAGGACCAGGUGAUGUUCGGAUCUGUAAAGACGGGACCGUGAAGGUGCACCCCAGAACCAGGCCAGAGACAUACACACAGCACAGUUCCUCCACUGAGGUGAUCGAGUCUCUAGGCAUUAUGAUUUAUAAAGCUCUGGACUACGGGCUGAAGGAGAAUGAAGAGCGCGAGCUCAGUCCUCCGCUCGAGCAACUCAUUGACCUUAUGACCAACAUGGUGAACACCGAGGUGGACGCCUGCCGGGACGAGGGCUACGAGGCCACCGAGGAGGAGGAGGACGACGAGGGCGAGGAAGAGCAGACGGAGGUCUCCAACAUCCACGGCUACAAAGACAUCAUUUCGCUGUGCACAUCUCAUCUCCCGAGUUCAUCAGACGCCGCCAACCACUACCAGGCCGUCUGCCGUGCGCUGUACGCUGAGACCAAGGAGCUCCAGACCUUCCUGGACAAGAUCAAGAAUGCAAAAGAAAAUUUGCGCCGGAUGGAGGGAAAACCUCCCGGGGAACCCGUCCGAGAUCUGAACGAACUGCAGAACGACGACUGGGCUCGCUUCUGGGUGCAAGUGAUGAGGGACCUGAGACACGGCGUGAAGCUGAAGAAGGUGCAAGAGCGACAGUACAACCCUCUGCCCAUCGAGUACCAGCUCACUCCCUACGAGAUGCUCAUGGACGACAUCCGCUCGAAGCGCUACAAACUCCGCAAAGUCAAGGUGAAUGGAGACAUUCCUCCAAGGUUAAAGAAGAGUGCUCAUGAGGUCAUCCUGGAGUUUAUACGAUCCAGACCUCCUCUGAAUCCAGUCUCUGCCCGUAAGCUGAAGCCUCACCCCGAGAAACCCCCGAGCCUCCACGAGCGAAUCCUGGAGGGGAUCAAAGCCGAGAGGAAGCUGAAGCCUGUUUCUCCUGACAUGAUCCGCAGAAGCCGGCUGGGCUCAGCAAUGCGGCCGCUUGGCAUGUCUAUGAGUUUUGAUUCAUCAGGCGCAGGCAAAAGCAUCAGCACUCCCCAGGACUUGUUCCGAUGCUCAGAGUCGUCGGGUUCACCUAAGAAAAGGAUCGCAGUCAGUACACUGGCGCUGGCCGAUGACUCGCCACCUUCGCCGAAGCUUGACCAUGGAGCGCAGCCUCUUUUACAAAAGAAGAAAUUGCUCAAAGCACCCACUCUGGCCGAGCUAGAAAGCUCCGACUCUGAAGAGGAGUGGAGCACACACAAAUCAAUCAGCAGCUCCAGCAUUUCCACCUCUUUGCUGGAUGAAACAUCUCCAGAUUCUGUCCUGGGCAAAAAGACUCCUUUCCGGUUCCUCCCAAUAUCGUCCACACCUCAACCUGAACGCCACAUGGCUUCUCAUCGUAGGCACUCCUUAGAGAAGGAGGCCACGACCAGCGCUCGUUCACCUCCUUCUCGCCAGACCUUCAGAUCUCUGCCGCCAACGGAAAAGAAGGAGGAAUUUUGCUACCCGGUGGAGUGUCUGACUCUGACUGUAGAUGAAGUGAUGCACAUCAGACAGGUUCUGGUCAAAGCUGAGCUCGAGAAGUUUCAGCAGUAUAGAGAGGUCUACAACGCUCUGAAGAAAGGAAAGCUUUGUUUUUCUUGCCGGACAAAGAAGUUCUCGAUAUUUACCUGGUCCUACACCUGUCAGUUCUGUAAGAGGCCUGUGUGUUCACAGUGCUGUAAGAAGAUGAAGCUGCCCUCCAAGCCUUACGAAAACCUGCCCAUUUACUCUCUCGGGCCACCUACUCUGCCCAAGAAGGAAGCUGGAGUCAUGGGCCAAGUGGAGAAGCACUCGUCCAAUCAGCGCAACAGCCUGAAAGCCUCCACCACCAGAGCCUCCAAACACGGGGAGUACGCCACCUGCAGAGAUGAACUGGAAUUGCCGAAGGAGCUGACGGAGGAUUGGAGCACCAUGGAGGUGUGCGUGGACUGCAAGAACUUCAUCCACGACAUCAUCAGCUCCAGCAAACGCAGCUUAUCCGCGGCGAGCACGCGAUCCCGUAUGAAACGCAAAACCCAGUCUUUGUACAUGUCACCCUCCAGAUCCCGCGAUUUUCGUCCCUCGGAACGGACCAUCAACGAAGUAUAGGAGGAAGACUUUUCUGGCGGCCUAAAAAUGGUGGAGUCUCCAGCAGGUCUUGUGGGUCUUGAUAGUCUUAGUAAUAUCUAAUGAGCUCUUAUUUUUGCUGUUCUAUACAACAUCCUAUUGCUCUGGGGAUCAUUUUUCGGUUCCUGUGACUAAAAGUGUUGGCAUUUGGCCUGAUGGUUUGGCCCGGCUAUCCAGUUCAUCCUGUCUGUUUAGUUUUGGAGAAUGUCUUCCACGUCCAGGAUGAAGACCGGUUGCUGUGAUGGCUCCUGUAUUACCAAAUCAGAAGGAACGUAAUUAAAUAUUUGUAGUUCCUUCGUUUCCUUACUUUCCAGAGGUGGAUCUGCCCUUUCUGUAAGCGCACCAGCCCUGUCCCCUUGUCUCAGGAAAAAAAGGAAAAAUGUGAAGUUGACCUGGAAAUGUAGUUUGUACCAAAGGCUUCAAAGCCCCAGUUUUGACCAGCUUUUAAUUUCGCAUUCCAGAUGUGCAUGUGUACCACUGGAAGAAAACGUUCUGAAUGUAUAUUUUUUAUUCGAGAGUGAACCAUACAGUUUUAUGUAAGCAGUAUGCUGAUCAUGUGGAUCAACCCAGACAUGUAAAUAAUGUUUCCCAGACUCAGGAAUAAAAUGAAGUACACAGACAGACAGAACGGAGACUUUCAAUCUGUCCGUCUGCCCUGUUUUUUUUUUUCCCA